GGAAGUGAUGCAGGGGAGGGAGGGGGUCGAAGCUGAGUCUGGCUGGGAGCUGUCGAGGCAUUCCAUGUGGAGACCUGGAAGUCUGAAGGAAACUUAAAAAAAGAAAUGAUCCCCCGUGGAUUUGAGAUUAUGUUAGUCGACUCCCACUGAUGGCAUGUUGAAGUUCAUUGAACAGCAGCUGAGAGGGCGUCGGAUCAGAAGGGGACUGCUCUAAAAGCUGGGCUUGCAACAACAUGGGCCAGUGUGUCACUAAGUGCAAGAAUCCUUCUUCCACCCUUGGCAGCAAAAAUGGAGAUAGAGAACCUAGCAGCAAGUCUCAUGGCAAAAGAAGUGCAGUUCACAAAGAAGAACAUACCUCAGUAUGUGCAAAAUCCUCUGGCGACAUACUUGUCAAUGGGACAAAGAAAACGGAUACUGCUUUAGAUUCUAGUCAACCUCCAACUUUCUCUGGGGAUGCAAAGAAAGAGCCUGUUUCCGGCACCGAGGAAUCGUCACUUCAAAGGAUUGGGGAAUUGUUUAGGAGAUACAAGGACGAACGAGAAGAUGCCAUACUGGAAGAAGGCAUGGAACGUUUUUGUAAUGACCUCUGUGUUGACCCCACUGAAUUUAAAGUGCUAGUCUUGGCUUGGAAAUUCCAGGCAGCUACCAUGUGCAAAUUUACAAGGAAGGAGUUCUUUGAGGGCUGCAAAGCAAUAAAUGCGGACAGCAUUGAUGGCAUUUGUUCUAGGUUCCCCAGCCUCUUAAAUGAAGCCAAACAAGAAGAUAAAUUCAAGGAUCUCUAUCGUUUCACCUUUCAGUUUGGCCUGGACUCUGAAGAAGGACAGAGGUCUCUACAUCGGGAAAUAGCCAUUGCCCUUUGGAAGUUAGUUUUCACCCAAAAUAACCCCCCUAUAUUGGACGAGUGGUUAAACUUCCUAAUUGAGAACCCCUCAGGAAUUAAGGGAAUCUCCCGGGACACAUGGAACAUGUUUCUAAAUUUUACUCAGGUGAUUGGACCAGACCUUAGCAACUACAGUGAAGAUGAGGCCUGGCCUAGUCUCUUUGAUACCUUUGUGGAAUGGGAAAUGGAACGAAGGAAAAAAGAAGAGGAAACCAAAUGUAUUACAUGUUCAGACACAGAAGGUCCGUGUAUAGAAGAACAGACUUAACAGCAUUUAAGCAGCAGAGACAGAAAUAACCUGUUGCCCUUCAUUAAAUGUAAACUCUGGACCUUUCUGGAAAUUACUGAGGCUCCAGAUUUUUCUACUUUACACCUUUCUCUGCCUUGUAUUUGAAAGGGCUCUAAAAUGCUGUAUCAUGGUUUAGGCACUUUCUUAAUUUUGGUUAUACCUUCAACUCUUGCCCUGAAAUAUUUGACCCUGGCUACAAGUUAAAAACAGUUAUUGUUUUUUUUUUUUUUUUUUAAAAGAUUUCAGAUUAGUAUAAAUCUGACAUUUCUUGCACAAUGUAGAUCUUUUUGUUAGGUUUAAAUUAACAUUGCUAAAUUAUACAGUGCCAGAUUCAAGUUUUGUAUCCUACACCUAUCGGGGCAGGUCUGUACUGUGUGUAG
Molecule: messenger RNA, 1549 nt
Organism: Emys orbicularis (European pond turtle)
Lineage: Eukaryota; Metazoa; Chordata; Testudines; Emydidae
Gene: DCUN1D3
Product: defective in cullin neddylation 1 domain containing 3
Exons: 4
Coding region: 234-1148 (304 amino acids)
Biological process (GO): protein neddylation
Cellular component (GO): ubiquitin ligase complex
Molecular function (GO): ubiquitin conjugating enzyme binding; cullin family protein binding; ubiquitin-like protein binding
Source: RefSeq, a predicted model, not a curated record